This is a messenger RNA of Labeo rohita (rohu), 2953 nucleotides long. RefSeq names its product gastrula zinc finger protein XlCGF52.1-like. The transcript has 4 exons. NCBI's taxonomy places the organism in Eukaryota, Metazoa, Chordata, Actinopteri, Cypriniformes, Cyprinidae. The record is from RefSeq and is a predicted model, not a curated record. Bases 273 to 1460 code for a protein of 395 amino acids.
CACGACGAGCAUAAAAAAUAGCGCUGGAGUCGAGCUGAGUGUAACAUUUUCAUCGGAUGUCGUAUAUUUACAUUCUGCAUGUUCCAGGUUUACAGAGUUUGUCUUCAUCCACCUAUUCAUGGCUUAACAGUUCAACAAUAAAGCAGAUUUGGUCAUCACACAAUUAUCCAGAACUGUGAACAUCCAUGAAGACACUGAGGAACAAAGAGAUUUCAUGCCGUGAAGCCCCUCCCAUAACAACUCACCUAUAAAUACUGGUGAAUACAGUAAAGAUGGAGUUUGUUAAAGAGGAGAUUGAAGACAUGAGUGAUCCAGAGCUAUCGAGAAUAAAACAUGAAGAGACUGAGGAACAGAUAGGUUGGUACUGGAUAGAAGUAAAACAGCAAAGACAUGAGGUGAGUGAAGUGGAGGAGGAACACUGUAAAAUUAAAACUGUAAAAGCCAAACAGCUGCACAACUGCACACAGUGUGGAAGGAGUUUCAGACAGAAAGGAGACCUUAAAAGACACAUGAGAAUCCACACUGGAGAGAAACCGUACACAUGCCCUCAGUGUGGAAAGAGUUUUACUGGAGCAUCUAGUCUUAGUUAUCAUCUGCACACUCACUCUGGAGAAAAGCCAUUUAGUUGUGAUCAAUGUGGUAAAAAGUUUAUUUCAUCAGCAAAUCUAAAAAUCCACCUGACAGUUCAUUCCGAUGAGAAGCCUCAUGUGUGUUCUUACUGUGGAAGUAGUUUUUCACGAUUGCGAAGUUUGAAACAACACCAGAGAACGCAUAAUAUUAGCGAUCAUGUGUGCUUUGAAUGUGGGAGGAGCUUUAAUGCAGCUGGCGAUCUGAAACAGCACCAAAGGAUUCAUACUGGAGAAAAACCUUACAAGUGCUCACAUUGUGACAAGACUUUCACUCAUUCAGGAAACUUGAAAGUACAUGAGCAAGUUCAUACUGGAGAGAAGCCGUACCACUGUACUCAGUGUGGAGAGAGUUUCAAAAAUUCAAAAGGUCUCAAAAAACAUCUGCCCAUUCACUCUGGAGAAAAGCCAUUUAACUGUGAUCAGUGUGGUAAAAAGUUUAUUUCUUCAUCAACUCUAAAAAGACACUUGACAGUUCAUUCAGAUGAGAAGCCUCAUGUGUGUUAUUUCUGUGGGAAGAUUUUUUCAAGGCUGGACAACUGUAAAAAGCAUCAGAAAACACAUAAUCAAGUGAAAGAUCAUGUGUGUUGUGAGUGUGGGAAGAGCUUUACUUUGGCUGUCUAUCUGAAAGAGCACCAAAGAAUUCAUACUGGAGAAAAACCUUACAAGUGCUCACAUUGUGGCAAGAGUUUCACUCAGCCUGGAAGCCUGAAAGUACACGAGCGAGUUCAUACCGGAGAGAAGCCGUACCACUGUACUCGGUGUGGAAAGAGUUUCACUCAGUCAUCAGCUCUAGUGACUCAUAUUAAAAAGUAUUGUUCUGUGUCAGAGUGAGCAAAUGUUUUCUACAGGUCCAAGUCAACAGUGUGAGAUUCAUGUACAGUAAAUAUGAGAUUAGCUCAGUGUAAAUGAAGUGAACACAAGUAUUUGGUUUUAGAAACUCUGUUUCCAAUUUGUUUAACGCUAUAUAUUGUGAUAACAAGAUAUAAACUCCAACGCAGUAUAUUAUCAGACAUUAAAGGUAUAUUAUCAGAUAAUGUACUCACUCCCUUGUCAUCCAAGAUGUUCACGUCUUUCUUCAGUCAUAAAGAAAUUAUAUUUUUUGAGGAAAAUAUUUCAAUAUUUUUUCUCCAUAUAAUGGACUGAUAUGGUGCCCCAAUUUGAACUUUCAAAAUAUAGUUUAAAUGCGGUUCUAAACGAUCCCAGCCGAGGAAGAAGGGUCUUAUGUAGUAAAAUGAUUAUUUAUUUUCAUAAAAAUAAUAAAAUGUAUAUACUUUUUAAUGUCAAAUGCUCGUUUUUUCUUGCUCUGCCUGAACAGUUUUUUUCCAGGUCAAUACAGUUAGGGAAUGUCAAUAAACUUAUCUCAACUUCAGAAUCAUCGUAUAUCACUGUUUUACCCUUUUUUGUUAAGGGUGUUUGAUCUUCUUUGUGUGUUCACUUUGCAAAGACUGGGUUGGUACUUCUGCAGCGAUGAUUGUUUUAAGUUGAGGGAGAAUAUGUGAUUGGAGUUUUUUGACAUACCCUAAAUGUCUUGAGCCAGAAUACACAGAGUUCAGGGAGAGAAAGGCAAGACGAGCGUUUAAGAUUAAAAAGUAUUUAAAUUGUAUUUUUUAAAAUGAAAAUAACCGAAUCAUUUCGCUAGAUAAGACCCUUCUUCCUCGACUAGGAUCGUUUACAACCACAUUUGGAAUCGUUUGAAGCCGCAUUUAAACUGCAUUUUGGAAGUUCAAAAUCAGGGCACCAUAUCAGUCCAUUAUAUGAUGAAAAAUCCUGAUUCUUUUUUCCUCAAAAAACAUAAUUUCUUUACGACUGCAGAAAGAAAGACAUGAACAUCUUGGAUGACAAGGGGGUGAGUACAUUAUCUGUAAAUUGUUGUUCUGGAAGUGGACUUCUCCUUUAAAGGGGUCAUGAACUGAGAUUCAUUGGCGUCAUUGUACUAUAAAGUCAUCCUGUUAGUCUAAAAACAGCUUAUAUUGAAGCCAUUCUGCCAAAACGAAAGUUUGUGGAAUGUUCUACUCUAUGAUGUAAUAGUGUGGAUAAGCACUGCCUAUUCAAACAUAGCAUUCUGAUAAGGGGAAUUAAAAACAGUACAGAAAAUAUCCUGUUAUUUCUAAAUGAUGAUGAUGUUUUUUUGAUGUAAAAGUCUUGAUAUCAUUAUAAGUCUACAUGCAACCAAAUAAACCAUUAUUUGGUUGUUAUAUCGGACUGAAAAGCCUUUAUGUAAAUACCUUAAUCGAUCUGUUAUGGAAUAGAAGCAUGCCAGAUGGAAGGGUAGUAUGAUAGAUGUGCUGUAACCACCACAACAGCUGUUAAAUAAACACAAAUUA